This is a messenger RNA of Vespa crabro (European hornet), 1673 nucleotides long. RefSeq lists its product as uncharacterized. The record is from RefSeq and is a predicted model, not a curated record. The coding region runs from base 555 to 1658 and encodes 367 amino acids. The transcript is spliced from 2 exons. NCBI's taxonomy places the organism in Eukaryota, Metazoa, Arthropoda, Insecta, Hymenoptera, Vespidae.
ACAAAACAAAUACUUCUCGCGAAUGGUUCUACUUUUUGCAUGAAAUCGGAUCGGAUCGGUGACCGACUUUCUCUGAAAUCGAUCGACGAGAUCGAAGACCAAAGAAAAAUUUUCAAAGAAGGAAUUUAAUCAAAAAACGAAAAAAGAAAAAAAAAUCGGUACAAGUCAAAAACAAAAAAAAAAGAAAAGAAAAGAAAAAACGAACAAACAAAAAAGAAAAAGAAGAAAAGAAACAAUGAAGUGUUGCGGUGAAUGAAACGAAUCAAAAUCUUCUUUCAGAUCUUUCACAGGAUUCUCACAAGAUUUUGAAGUGCUAAAGUAAAGUCGUCCAACACGAGUGUCGUAUUUGAACGGGAUAGUGUAGUGAAAAGAGAAAAAAAGAGAAAAGAAAAAAAUAAAGAAAAUAAAAAACAAAAGAAAGGGUGACGGAAAAAGGGACGGGAACGUCCAUUUAGAAAUUCCUGUCCCUUCGAAAGGAUGAUGAGAUCAUUGUUAAUAAAAAGUAUACGAAGGAGGAGAAAGCAGGCAGUUGUUCUAACUAUGGGGUAGAAGAAAUGUACCCCGGAAGGUCGAGUUGGGCCCGGGGCGUUCUUGCCCUCGGUGCUGGGAGUUUGCUUCUCCUGGCCCUUCAAUGGAGGAUCGAUGAGAUUCGCGGAGAGAAGGGAAGAACUACUACUUCGACUUGGGACAUAAAAGAAAGGGAUGUAGAAAAUGGCGACUUAGAAAAUCGAGCGAUCGCUAGAUCGACGAUUACUACGAUCGAGGAAGAUAAAAACGAAAAAAUUACUUUUGCGUAUCAAUGGUCGAAUAUUCGAAUAAAAAGAGAAAAUGAAAAGAAAAGUAACGGUAAAGAUCGUCGUCAUAAAGACGACAAACGAUCGAGCUGGUUCUCGAGUACAAUGGAUCGAUCGAUCGAUGAUCGAGAGGAAGAAAUUGUUACUUCCGGUUUAUCUUCAAGAAAAAAAAAUAACAUUAACAAGAACGACGUCGACGAUGACGAUGACGAUGACAACGACAUUCUCUUUCCAACGUCGUUGCCGAUCGAGCAGAAAAUCAAAGAUGACAUCGAAGAAAACAACUUCCUUCUUCCUGACCAAGGAGUUUCUCUACCGAUCGAACGAUCUUUGCACUUGUCACGUGCCAACGAGAGAGAAGACCCGACAUUGGGAAGGAGUACGAAACAUUUUACUGGAAUGCAGAAGGACCGGAUGCCUUUUUUUCGUGAGAAUCUCUCAAGAUCGUUCAAUGAACUCAAACGAGAUGACAAUAACCAUAAAUAUGUUAAUUCAAAAAACGUUAUAUCCUCCAAUUUUUCCUCUAAUGAAAAAUUUCCAAAUAAAACGAUUAAUUCGAUUAAAAAUAAUAAAAAGUCAUUGAUAGUUCGACUUUCUCACAGUUUUACUUUGGAUCGUCGCAAAAGAUAUACGAAUUAUUAUUCCCUACAAUCAGCAAUACCAAUGGCUUACGUUCACAUUCAACCGUCGUAUCCGGUGGCACCGUCACCCCCGCCCCCUAGCCGGAAGUGCAUACGUUGCAUGGUCGUCUACAAGCCGUGUCCUUCGCCACCGAGACAACCACCGAGAAUCGUCCUUCCGACUUACAAGUACCAAGAACCGGCCUCGAAGUGGCAUGGUCUCAAGUAUGGUACAAGUCGAUAAUUCUUUCGAGAUCGA